CUGGAAGAAGACCAUCAGAAGCCAGCUGGACUCUCAGCGGGAGAGCCAAGAGAAGUUCUCCGGUUCAUCUGGAUCUCAUUUAUAUAUAUAUGUUUAUAUAUUUAAAAUAAAUCAUAAUUAAUUAUAUACAUAUAUGAAAGUAGAAAUGUCUCGAACGACGACCACUCGGUUCUUCUCGGAGAAAGAAGUUGCGAGACACUGCACGAAGGAGUCCUGCUGGGUGCUGGUGGGGACGCGUGUGUACGACGUGACCGUCUUCCUGCGGAUGCACCCGGGCGGAGAGGCGCUGAUCCUGGGACGCUCGGGCAGCGACGUGUCCGCGCAGCUGGACGGACCUCCGCACCGUCACUCGGAGAACGCGCGGCGCUGGCUGGAGCAGUACUACAUCGGGGAAAUAGACCGGGACUGUGCGCAGCUUCACACAGAGACACUAAGACAGAGGGGAAACAAGUCCGAAGCACAAGAUGGUAUGGAAGAAGACGCCAUCAACAAAUGCAGCAAAGUCGAUGAUGAAACAGAUCUGGUGGACUGGAGGAAGCCUCUUGCCUGGCAGGUGGGAUAUUUGGGAGAGAAAUAUGACGCCUGGGUCCACCAGCCUGUCAAUCGGCCCAUUCGUCUCUUCGAGUCCGACUUCUUCGAAGCAAACACCAAGACCCCAUGGUUUAUGGUACCUGCCGUGUGGAUGCCUCUGGUUAUUUACUUGAGCUGGUACAGCUAUAGCUUGUUAGCACAAGGGAGCACUAGGUUGUAUAUUACAUCAGAGUACUCCUUUUUUAUUCACAAGUACUGGUUCCCACUCCUCUUCAUGACUGGGAUGUUCAUCUGGUCCUUUGUCGAGUACUGCAUCCACCGUUUCCUGUUCCACCUGCGUCCUCCGGCCCACAACUAUUACCUCAUUACCCUUCACUUCCUCCUCCAUGGUCAACACCACAAGUCUCCAUACGAUGGCUCUCGUCUGGUGUUCCCUCCUGGCAUUGCAUCAGUCGUUAUAGGGGGAUUUUACAUAACUCUGCACCAGCUGCUGCCCGAAGGUUUAGGCACGCCUGUGUUCGUCGGUGGUCUGUGUGGUUACGUGGUGUACGACAUGAUCCACUACUACCUGCACUACGGUUCUCCACGCAAGGGCUCCUACCUGUACGGCCUGAAGGCUUACCACGUCAAACAUCACUUUGAGCACCAAAGAGCAGGUUUUGGCAUCUCGACUACGUUUUGGGACUAUCCCUUUAACACGGUUAUUCCAGAGCAGACAUUUUAAAUUGCCCCCGUGCAAGGCUGCCCAUGCUGUCCAACCUUUACCUAAAUGUUGCUUUUUUUUUCAGAGCUCGUGCUCUGAUACUUUUCCCAAAAGAAAAAAAAAAGGCCCAAGCUCAUCAUCUUUGUCAUGAUCAUCAUUGUGACCACCAUCAUUAUCAUUAUCAUUUAUUCAUUAUCAUCAUUUGGUUGCCAGGUUAGGAACGGGUGCAGCCCAGACUCUAAAUAAAUGUUGGUGUAUAUGCAUGUACAGGCAUAUAAUAUGUAAAAGAAUCGAUAAUUGUUUAUAUUGUAUUAUAACAGUUUUUAUGUAGAGCCACUGAGACGUUCAUUGCCUUUUAACCCUAAAAUAUCAUCUUGAGUAGAUACAGGCAGAAGGAUUAUGUUAAGUGCGAGAAGGUGUGCGAAUGUGAGGAGUGAAUGAGCGUUUUUUUUUAGCUGUAGCGUGGAUCUGAAUGGAAGAGAAGGUAUUGCGACGGGACCCUCAAUGGCGCUUCAAGUCAAUGCCGGAUAGGAAUUACUCAGGAACAUGCUUUAAAUCCCACCACGCUUAUGCAAGACUUGUCAGUGUUUUUGCCUUUAUAUAUAGGAAGUUUCCUUUACUGGGCUUUCUGUUUGCGUUUUUUGGCUUCCAGGAUUUUCUUAUUUCUGAUCCCCUUUUUUUUAAUGGUGAUUUUUUUUCUCUAAAACAUAAGCAUUUAGUGUCAUGUUCUGUUUUUUUGUUUUUUAACUCCAGGGAUUUAUUCUGUGGAAGCCAGUUUGCUAGUUUUUAUAAGCAAUAUAUAUUAUUUUUUGUUUGAUUUCUUUUUAUUUUUAAUGGAAGAAAUGCCAAGUGAUUUACCGUCAGAACAAUGUGCAGGUUGUACCCAUAGCCAUUGACUCCUUGUAUAAUCGUAAUAAAAAAAAGAAUUAUUUUUGAGAGACUUUAAGCUGUGAUGCGUUUAUAGAGAUGCAAGGAGCGAACAAUGGCCCUUGGACUUUCCGGAUCAGGAAAUGCAGGUGUGUUUGUCAUAGCUGCAGAUUUUGAACUCUCGUGAGGGCAUGAAGCCACGUGCUCGGGGAUCUCCAGCGGCAUGGGGGUUGCCUGACAGGGGGUUUAGAUGUCGGCGUGGUGACCCCUGUUCUGGGUUGAAGAUCAUUAGUAUCUGACCAGGCUAUGAACGAGGAGGCCCUUACCACCAUCUCUGGCUGAUCUCUCGUUGGUUCAUACUCGUAUUAAUCUUUGACCUGUUCAUCUCUCUCUCUCUCUCUCUCUCUCUCUCUCUCUUUCUCGCUCCAUUUCACAUUCUGUCCCCCGAUUAGCAUACGUGUUUUAUGUCUUAAUUUCUUUGCAUGUAUUUGCCUUUUGAUGUUUUUUUUUUUUUUUUUUAUGUUUUUGCCAUGAAGUCACUGCAUCCCGUCUGGAUUCUAGGAACUUUCUAUUCAGGUGAAAAGGAGACUGUGGCCUCCUUGAUGUCCUUUAUCUUCUACACAACUACCAUCAUUGCUUUGUAAGGCUACAGUCUGCCCUUUUUAACUUGAUGGCACAAAAAACAACAGAAAACAUAAAGUUAAAUCUCUGUAUUAAAAUGUCCCCAAUGUGCUAUAAAGGGCAUUCCCUACCUCCCUAUUCCUUCCGCUCAAAUCAUGUAAUCAGUCAGUGGGAUGUCACGAGCUGAGCGAACGUUGAGUUGAGGUUAUGGAUGUUUUGAUUGAGCGAUACAGCUCAAGAAUGUUCUCUGUUUCUGAAAGCAUGAAUGUUGAUUAUUAAGAAUGUCAUGCCAUGGCACCUUCCUGUCUCGUCUCUGAUGAAAUAGGUCACACUGAGGGCGUCUCACUGCCGGUGGGUGCCAACUGGUUUGAUUCAAGUAAUAACAGUAAAUAUAUUUGCACGUGUUUACCUGUAAACAAAGUUCGAAGGUUUAAUUCAGAGAAACAAAGCUUUUAAAUGAAAAA
Silurus meridionalis is the source of this 3186-nucleotide messenger RNA. It is a transcript of the gene fa2h, whose product is annotated as fatty acid 2-hydroxylase. Gene Ontology annotation, cellular component: membrane; endoplasmic reticulum. The coding region runs from base 134 to 1255 and encodes 373 amino acids. Gene Ontology annotation, biological process: fatty acid metabolic process; lipid biosynthetic process. The record is from RefSeq and is a predicted model, not a curated record. Lineage: Eukaryota; Metazoa; Chordata; Actinopteri; Siluriformes; Siluridae. Gene Ontology annotation, molecular function: heme binding; fatty acid 2-hydroxylase activity; iron ion binding. The transcript is spliced from 7 exons.